UGCUGAACCUUUAAAAUAAAAUUGCUCCGUAUGGUGAGGGCUUCGUCAGUCUUUUUAAACGGGGCUCGAGCUCUGCGAGUCAUCCGGGCAGUACUGAGCCAACGAAACCCUAGAAGAUUCCCGAAAUUGCCUGUGUUUGAUCGGCGCCAUUUAUCUAUCAGAGCCCCGGCAAGGUUUCCAAUCGUUUUUUCCAGGAUGGAAGACACUUCGAUUUCUUCCAAUGCCGUGGUGGCUGGCGAGGCCAAGGUUGGGAUUUCGUCUUCGGCGGGGAAGUGGGAAAGGCUUGGAGAGGUUGAUUGCUUUGAGCUCUCUUCUUCCAGCGUCCUCAAGCUUGAGAAAGGGGACAUCACUUCUUGGUUCGUGGACGGCAGGACAGAUGCUAUUGUCAAUGCAGCAAACGAGAGAAUGCUUGGAGGUGGUGGUGUUGAUGGAGCCAUACAUCGAGCUGCUGGUCCAGAGCUAAAAACUGCCUGUUAUGAGGUGCCAGAGGUUCGACCUGGAGUUCGUUGUCCUACUGGAGAAGCACGUAUAACACCAGCUUUUCAGCUGCCAGUGUCUCGAGUGAUACACACUGUUGGGCCCAUUUAUGGUGCGGUAGACAAACCUGAGGUUCUCCUAAGAAAUGCAUAUAUAAAUAGCUUGAAGGUUGCAAAAGAGAAUAACAUUCACUACAUUGCAUUCCCAGCCAUAUCUUGUGGUGUUUAUCGAUAUCCUUUUGAUGAAGCGUCCAAAAUAGCUAUAUCUGCAAUCAAGGAGUUCCCAAGUGAUUUCAAAGAGGUGCACUUUGUGCUCUUUUCAGACGAUACCUACAGAGCUUGGCUGGAGACUGCUCUCGAGUUCAUGUGAACUUUCAUUCUUAUAGCGUGAGUUUGGCUUUUAUUUUGUGGAUGUUUGAUCCUAUGUAGUUAAGGCUUUGCAUAUUUUGCGAAUGCAAACUGAAAUAAAUGGAUGCUGGAUUUUGAAUUCUCUAUGUUUUUUUAUUGAUUGUAAAUAAAUUUAGGGUGACAAUUUUUUAUUUUUAUAGUUGAAAGAUCAUUUAUUUUUGUUUAA
This is a messenger RNA of Dendrobium catenatum, 1050 nucleotides long. RefSeq names its product macro domain-containing protein VPA0103. Bases 31 to 846 code for a protein of 271 amino acids. The transcript has 7 exons. NCBI's taxonomy places the organism in Eukaryota, Viridiplantae, Streptophyta, Magnoliopsida, Asparagales, Orchidaceae. The record is from RefSeq and is a predicted model, not a curated record.